Messenger RNA from Drosophila willistoni, 3860 nucleotides. Its product is annotated as semaphorin-1A. The coding region runs from base 490 to 2838 and encodes 782 amino acids. NCBI's taxonomy places the organism in Eukaryota, Metazoa, Arthropoda, Insecta, Diptera, Drosophilidae. The transcript has 6 exons. Gene Ontology annotation, biological process: semaphorin-plexin signaling pathway; neural crest cell migration; axon guidance. Gene Ontology annotation, molecular function: chemorepellent activity; semaphorin receptor binding. The record is from RefSeq and is a predicted model, not a curated record.
AUUUUGCGCAGUUUUCUUUUUCUUGUCGCCACAUAAUUGCAUUAGUUUGUGUGGUAUAAAUUAUUUAGUGUCAGCCACAAGCAUAGACAGAGAGAGAGCGACUAAGAAGAAAUACCUAUGGUAGAUUACAACAACCAACAAUGGCAGACAUCAGAAUGAGUUGCCGCCGUAGCAGCAGCAGCAGCAGCAACAGCCGUGAUUAAAACCAGUCAGGCUAGGCCAGGCCAACCCAGGCCAGCCCCAUUGGCACCACCCAAAGCCAAGCCAAGCCAACUCGAGCUGCUGAAUCAUCAGAAUAUAGCAGCGUAACACAACAGAAUAAAAUAGUUUUUGUUCAAGUACGAGAGGCACAGACAUCAAUUGAACUCAAGCUUAACAUCAGUCAGCAAUAACAACUACUACUACAACAACAACAACAGCAACAACAACAGCAACAACAAAAAUAAUAAUAGCAACAUCAGAAACAACCUCAUAUCAAGAGACCUUCAAAUGUUUAUUCAUUCAUCCACAAUGCUAAUUACCGAGGACCAGCAAAAGCAGCAGCAGCAUCAGCAUCACCAUCGAUGGAUGGGUUCGUCAAUGGUUGCAUUUACAAUUUUGCUAAUCAUGCCCAGCUUGACAUAUGCUUGGAUGCCCGAUGUGCGACCCGAUUUACAAACAAAACAAGAUAAAAUCUUGGCCCAUUUAAUUGGCAAUACAACGGACUAUUUUAAGAUUUUGGAUCACAACGAUGAAACAAUUUUAGUGGGUGCCAAGGAUCGCAUUUAUAAUAUAAGCCUGCAGGGGCUAAGGGAAACUGGACGCCUGGAAUGGAAUAGCUCCGAUGCUGAUCGAGAAUUAUGUGCCCUAAAAGGCAAACAUGAAUGGGAUUGUCAUAAUUAUUUGCGUGUAUAUGCUAAAUUGGAGAAUGGUCAGCUAUUGAUAUGUGGCACAAAUUCAUAUAAGCCACGGUGUCGUCAUUAUGCACCAGCUGACCCAGCAGAGGAUUCAUCCAAGAAUAGUUUACACUAUGAAAUCACCAGAGAUGUAGAGGCUCAGGGCUUAUGUCCAUAUAGUCCGGCACAUAAUAGCACCUAUGCCUUUGCCGAUGGUCAUUUGUAUAGUGCCACAGUGGCAGAUUUCUCUGGUGGAGAUCCGCUAAUCUAUCGUGAAAAUUUACGUACCGAACAAUAUGAUCUCAAGCAAUUGAAUCAACCUGAUUUUGUGGGCACCAUUGAGAGGAAGGGUUAUGUUUUGUUCUUCUUCCGUGAAUUGUCGAUGGAGUUUAUGAAUUUCGGCAAAGCUGUCUACUCACGGGUGGCGCGUGUUUGUAAGAAUGAUCGUGGUGGACCAUAUAAUCAUGGCAAGAGUUGGACGUCGUUUUUGAAGGCCCGCUUAAAUUGUUCAAUGCCUGGUGAAUUUCCCUUCUACUUUGAUGAAAUACAGGCCAUCAGUCCAGUUGUGGAGAGUGGUUCUCAAACUCUAGUCUAUGCUGUAUUUACCACUUCAACGAAUGCUAUACCCGGCUCGGCGGUUUGUGCUUUCAAUGUGGAUGAGAUUUUGGCCGCUUUUGAUGGUGAUUUCAAAUCACAGAAGGAUUCUCAAUCCCACUGGGCACCGGUGGAGCAAGAACAAGUGCCCAAACCAAGGCCAGGGCAAUGUGUAGAGGACUCUCGUACUUUAUCCAGCAUUGCAGUGAAUUUUAUAAAGACUCAUCCAUUAAUGGAAAUGGCUGUCCCAUCUCUUUAUAGUCGUCCACUCUUGACUAAAGUCACGUUGCAUCAUCGUCUGACGGCCAUUGCCGUAGAUCCUCAAAUACGUUCACUUAGUGGCGUUCAUUAUGAUGUUAUCUACAGUGGCACAGAUGAUGGCAAAGUUACCAAAUUCAUUAACAUUGUUAUGACACAUCUAAACUCUACAGUGGAUCGUCUAAAGACUGUUGUGAUAUCGGAAAUGCAGGUGCUACCGCUGGGCACUCCAGUGCGUGAAUUGGUCAUCUCAUCCAAGAAGAACACCUUGGUGGUGGUCAGUGAUGGUAGCCUUGUUACCGUGCCUCUGCAUCAUUGCUCCUAUAUUGUCGAUUGUCAUGGCUGUUUGAGUCUUCAAGAUCCAAAUUGUGCCUGGGACCUGCAGACACAUGAAUGCAAGAACUUGGCCUCAAGUCAACAUAAAUUUGGCACUAAAUCAUAUCUACAGAGUCUGAACACAACCAAAAAGGCAGCUGCAUUACUCUGUCCAAAAGUCCUGCGUGAUCAAGCUGGUCCAGGAGCGGAGACACUUAGCUUUGUUACCAUUCCACCCACACCAACGGAAGAACAAAAACUGCUCUACUCGAAUGUGAAUACCUUGUCAGCUGGUGGCAUAACCAUUAAUCAGCCCAGUCUGGAGCAGCAGCCUGCAGAUACAGAUGAUUUUGGUUUAAAUAAGAUAACCCUAACCUCCAUGGAUCCGGAGGAGGUGCUAACGAAUUUAAAUGAUCCUCAAAAAUCUACUGCUACUGUGGAUGAAAUACAAAAAGCAUCAGCUAAUUGGAAUUUUGUAGUUUUAAUCACUGUGAUUACCUUUGUACUUGGCGUUGGUCUAGGCUAUAUUUGUGUUCAACUAAAAGAUUUUUACCUUAAGAAGGGAAGGCUAGAUGAAAAUCAUCAUAAUCAUUUGGGCAAGCAUAUUCCCUUCAAACAAGGCAAGGAUAUUAACUUGCUAAUGGGUUCCAAUCCAUAUACAACCACUCAAAAGACACCAAAUUUGGAUCUAGAAAAGGAUCGCAGUCAUGAGUGCAAAAAUUCUACAGAACAUUUGGAAAAGGAAUUGCCCUGCAAGACCUCAACGCUGACGAAAGUGAAACGCACUUAUAUCUGAUGAGGAUUACAGAGAACUUAAAAUGGAUGAUGCUCUCCAUACAAAAUUAGUCGAAUUUCUCCGUAUAUUAUAUUUUUUUUUCGUUGUUUAUGUUGCUGUUAGUGUUUUAACAAACCAAUACAAUCAAUUAAUUAAACCCGGACUCAAGCAGAAGUCGAGUCGAUUACCGGUCCCGCCACCCAUAUAUAUGGACAUGGCAACAGUUUUGCGUUUGAUUGCAGAGCAAAAAAAUAACUGUUGUCCAAAUCUUAAUCUUAAUUAAGUUAUAUAUGUAUUACAUUUAGUUAAAUUUAUGUUCAACAACUAUUGAGCUGCUUUUGAAUAUCCUUUGUAAUUCAUUCCCAUUUCCAAAUUCUCUCUUUAACUCUUUUGUCUAUUUCUCUCUCUCUCUCUCUAUUUUGAAAAGCAGCUCAGAUUAUGUUGUUAGAUCCCCCCGACCGCCGCCGCCCCCUUUAAUAUUAUUUUGAUAAGUGCAAAUAUUAGAGCUAGAGAAAAUUUACAUAUCAUACCCGACCCCCAUUUCUCUACAUAUAUAUAUAAAUUAUAUAUAGAAAAUAUGUAAGGCCCGCUCCCACACGCAAUCCCGAAUAAUUUCUCGAAAAAAGUAUUUUGUUAGACUGAAUGAAAAAAUGCUAAUUAAUUUACAUAAAAAUUAAAAAAAAAAAAACAAAAUACUUACACAUAAAUCAGCUCAAAUAAGGAAUUGAAUAUAGAAUUAAAUAUAAAAUAUUAUAUAUAUAUAUGUUGUAGCAGAUCUAUGCUUAAGGCGAGGAUCAAAACUUAUAUGAGGCUGUUUAAUAAGAACUGAGCCCCACUUAAUCAUAAAACACGCACAAGAAAACAUUGAGAAAUAAUUCGUAAGCUAAUUUCGGUAAUAACCGAUGUUUAUAUACCCUUGCAAAACAAUAUUGAUAUUUAUGUGAAACUUAUUGCUUCCAAAACCAUAAGUCUAAUAGAGUCUCCCCAUUUAUUUUGUUCCAUUUAAAAGAAAAUCAGUAUGUUAAACUCAAGAAUUAUAAAAA